AUGUGCGCCUCGUAUGGAGAAGAGCAACACGGGUUUAAUCCCAGUUAUGUCUUUGAUGAGCAUCCUACGUUACGGCCCAGUCCAUCACGACCAAACGUCGGCGCCAGGUCACAUUCAUCUCCCUAUACCGAAAAGCCGCCUCUGCCGGGGCAGCCGCUUCCAAACCCGAAUCCAACGGCACGCCACAGAGAGUCAUCGACGAGCGGUCCCUCAGAACCAAAAAGGAUUUUCAAAACCCUCGAGGAAUACAUUACGAAAUCGUUUGGUUCCUUAGACUGUAUCAACUCUUCAUUCUCAACAGAGAAUAGCGGGCGGGAGCGCCAUCCGACCGAGCCAAUUCGGCGCAAACCAGUGCCGUCGCGUGGGAGGUCGCCCUCCCAAUCUACUGAGCUGAACCCUCAGGAGGAGUCCCAAACAGGCAUUGUUAUGGAUGACCUUGACCCGAAGUUGCUCCUUCUGGGCGAUUUUGCAGAGAACGGCUCAUGGUGGACGGGCAGCCGCAGACAACCAGGGCCGACGAAACAAACUUCUACCCGUCGACCUGAAAGCCCUCCCAGGAAACCAGUUGCAAUGAAGUGCCCGAAUCUGAAUUGGGACGAAAUUGACAGCUGGUACUCCACAAUCGUCAAUGCCGCGCAGGACUGGUUUUCUGUGUACGAAGACGUUUGCAAGAAGACAACAGUCAGGGCUCAAACGCAAAGAGAACUCCAGAUUCUGGAACAAGAACUGCUACAAGGGCAAGAACAUACCCAAAGAAUAUUGCUAAAAGCUACAGAACUGCUACUUAAGAGGCCUGGCCGGCCGAUGUCCAAUGUCGGUGAUGUCCGAUUUCUUCUCAUCAUCAUAGCGAACCCUCUUUUGCACGCGGGGUGGAAAAGAUUUUGUGGCAUCUUACAACCAGAGAUUGCGGCCUCAGCCCCCCCUCAAAUAACCUCACCAAAACAACAACUUCUUCCGAGUUCAGGGCUUUUAUCUGGCCAACAUUCAGGAAUAAUUAAGCGAAUCAUCGGCCUCAUAUCCAACACCACCCCCGAGUGCCACAAUCAGCUCAUCACAUGGUUUUCCAAAUUUGAGCGCGGACGAUUUGUUCGCACCAAGGAUCUGGUAUCAGGCUUUCUGAGCUACCGGCUCCUCCGUCAAAUUGAUAAGAAACAGCCCACAGAAGUCGACAUCACGGCUGGUCUGAUACCAGAGAUGCGUACCGGCCGCUCUGGGGCUGGUUUUUACCUACAUGACGAAAUUAGGACUGGGGGAACAUCCAAAAAGAAGGAGCCAGAGCACAAGAUUGCGUACACGGAGGAUUGGCAGAUCAAAGCGGCGUCCCGCGUGCUUGCCCUCAUGUUCGCAGCCAAUAACAUCUCUGGAAACAAACCUGGCUAUUCAACGACAGCAGCGGGGGUGAAUAUUGCGGCCGGGUCAACUCGUGAAUAUGGACACUCUGGGGGACAACUGGUUCCGACCACAGACUUUUAUAACUCAAUGAUAGAUUAUGCUGAUUUGGUGAGCGAUUUCGAGUGCUGGGAGUCGAAACGGUCCAAGUUCUCCUUCUGCCAGUAUCCAUUCUUAAUGAGCAUCUGGGCCAAAACUCACAUCCUCGAACAUGACGCCAAGCGACAGAUGCAGAUGAAAGCACGGGACGCAUUUCUUGACAGCAUAAUGACCAACCGCAAUGUAAAGCAAUAUCUUUCUCUCGACGUUCGCAGGGAAUGUCUUGUCGAGGACAGUCUGGCCGCUGUCAGUGAAGUCAUCGGGAGCGGAAGCGAAGAUGUCAAGAAAGGCCUCAGAAUUACAUUCAGAGGCGAAGAGGGCAUUGACGGUGGCGGGCUGCGGAAGGAGUGGUUCUUGCUCCUCAUCCGAGAGGUCUUCAAUCCGGACCACGGAAUGUUCCUAUACGAUGAAGACUCGCAGUAUUGCUACUUUAAUCCCGCCACGUUUGAAACGUCUGAUCAGUUCUUCUUGGUUGGCGUAGUCAUGGGCUUGGCAAUCUACAACUCUACCAUUCUGGACGUUGCUCUACCGCCAUUCGCGUUCCGCAAACUGCUGGCGGCCGCGCCAGCUCAUGGCCUAGGCAUGUCCUCUCGUCCAAGGCCGUCGAUGCAAUAUACUCUGGAGGACCUGGCGGAAUACAGGCCGCGAGUAGCUCAUGGGCUGCGCCAGCUUCUGGACUUUGAGGGGGACGUGGAAAGCGCAUUCAGUCUUGACUUUGUGAUUGAUGCUGAGAAAUACGGCACGACCGUCGAAGUUCCCCUCUGUCGCGGAGGCGAGCAAAAGGCUGUUACAAAUAGCAAUCGACGAGAGUAUGUUGACCUCUAUAUUCGAUACGUCCUAGAUACCGCGGUGACUCGCCAAUUCGAGCCUUUCAAACGAGGCUUCUACACAGUCUGCGGAGGCAAUGCCUUUUCCUUGUUUCGACCAGAAGAAAUCGAGCUUCUUAUCCGAGGGUCAGAUGAGGCUCUUGAUAUUGCAUCACUGCGGGCUGUGGCUGAAUAUGACAACUGGGGCAGUCGACAGCCGGACGGCACCAACUCCGUAGUUGGCUGGUUUUGGGAAACAUUUCAAGAAGCGACAGCAACGAACCAACGCAAACUUCUUUUGUUCAUCACGGGAAGCGACCGAAUCCCUGCGACGGGCGCCGCUAUGCUGCCGAUCAAGAUUUCGUGUCUUGGCGAAGAUGUAGGCCGUUAUCCAAUCGCGAGGACAUGCUUCAACAUGAUUUCAUUGUGGCAGUAUGGAACGAAGCAAAAGCUGGAGAGCAUGCUGUGGAGGGCAGUGUUUGAAAGUGAAGGAUUUGGUCUGAAGUAG
This is a messenger RNA of Metarhizium album ARSEF 1941, 2802 nucleotides long. RefSeq names its product hect. NCBI's taxonomy places the organism in Eukaryota, Fungi, Ascomycota, Sordariomycetes, Hypocreales, Clavicipitaceae. The transcript is spliced from 2 exons. Gene Ontology annotation, biological process: protein polyubiquitination. The coding region runs from base 1 to 2802 and encodes 933 amino acids. The record is from RefSeq and is a predicted model, not a curated record. Gene Ontology annotation, molecular function: ubiquitin protein ligase activity.